AUGUACAGGAAUAGCGAGAUGACAGCCCGCGCCGGAAGCGGUAAUAAUGGUGGUAAUCUAGAGGUUGGUGGGUGGAAACGCCAGGGUGUGGAAUACUACCUCUGGUUCUAUCUCAUCAAUCACCAUGACGAGGGAAGAGGAGGACUUGUUCCUGAUCCGGUGCUGCCGAUGACGUCGUGA
This is a messenger RNA of Aspergillus fumigatus Af293, 180 nucleotides long. RefSeq lists its product as uncharacterized. Lineage: Eukaryota; Fungi; Ascomycota; Eurotiomycetes; Eurotiales; Aspergillaceae. Bases 1 to 180 code for a protein of 59 amino acids. The record is from RefSeq and is a predicted model, not a curated record. The transcript is spliced from 2 exons.